Messenger RNA from Chiloscyllium plagiosum (whitespotted bambooshark), 4083 nucleotides. The record is from RefSeq and is a predicted model, not a curated record. NCBI's taxonomy places the organism in Eukaryota, Metazoa, Chordata, Chondrichthyes, Orectolobiformes, Hemiscylliidae.
UUGCCUGAAUCAAAUCCGAGCCAGCUCAAUGCCACCCGGCACAGGAAUGCUUUGGUAAUGCAAGUCAUCAAGGAGUCAGCAGACAGUGAGAAGAAUAUAGCUCGGGAGAUGGAUUGGAACAAACCUUCCAGGUCAGAUUCCUGAAUUAAGGAAAUUUCCUGGAGAUGGACACAAGAUUCCUAAGAUGGCUUGAAUGAUUGAUGAUCAGACCUUGGGGAAAUAAAGGAGUCAUGGAACCCGAAAUUAGAACCAAUUCCCUCACCAGCCUAUGGCAACCCCUACCCUUGUACUGUCAACAAUACAAGAAACUCUUCACACAUCAAAACCAAUCUUCUAGCAUAAAAGAAAGUCCAUCAUUGGAUAAGUAAAUAUUAGAAAUUUCUCUGUAUUUAACUAAAGCUUUGGUGAAUGGUUUCAUACAAUCUUGCUACCUGCCUUAAAUCUGAACAAUGUAGUAGGGAUGACAGAUUCCUAUGUCUUAAUCAUAUUCUGAUGUCCAGCCCACUUUGACCCAUUUUGUUAGGUCCAUGCCCCUCCCACGUGGCACUGUCUCACCUGUUCCCCUCCAUAAUUGGUACUAUCCCAUCUAUCUUUCCCUGCCCCCAAAAAGGUAGAAUUAUCUCACUUGUUCACCCAUGCAGCAACUACUUGUCUCACCUGUUUGCUUUCUCCACCUCUGGUAUAGCACCAUCUCAUUUGUUCACAUCAACAUCGUGUUACCAGGCAGCAAAGUCUUGCCUUCCUUAAGACCAUAAGACAUAAGAGCAGAAUAUAGGCCCAUCACAUCUGCUCCAACAUUCAAUCAUGGCUGUGUGUCACUCAUCCCAUUCUUGUACAGUUAGUGGUCAUCCAGUGAUGACUUUGGCUUCUCUCCUGGUCAGUGGUCACUAAGUGAUGUCACAGAGUUUGCUGUUCUGUCACGUGGUAACAGGGAUGUUCCAGAACUGUUCAUAUGAGUGCUGUUGUGGGCAGCCUUGGGGAAGAGCUUUUCCUACUUCUUUAUGAGGGAUGAAUGUCUUCCAGCUAUGAAAAUGCAAGUGGAGGAGGUCUCAGAGUACCCAAAUCUUCACCCCCACGAUUUGUUGUUGUUUGUGUUUGCCAUUAUGACCUGUCUCCUCAUCAUACAAGCACUGCCAAGUAUCACUAUGAAGAGGAAACAACAAAGAGAGAAAGUUGAUCACAAGAGGGUCCAUUUUGUCCCAUCUCAAUCCAGAUACACCACUUCUAGUUUGAACAAAUCUGUUUGGUUUUCAGCAUUUUCCCAUUCUCAGGCCAGGGCCUGUGACCAUCUCUUUACCAGGAGUCAAACGUUAAUCAAGGGACAACUAACAACACUUUCAGUCCUCUUACUCCCACGUCUCUCGCUGCCUUCUCUGUUUCCCAUCCAGAUGACAGCUGCCACUGAGUACCUAUUCCCUCAAACAGAGACCCAGCCUAAAGAUAAAUCGCUUUCCAGCUUAAAUACCCAGGGAGACAGUGCACAGUGCUCCUUCAUUGUGCCUUCAGGUUCCUGCUCUAUCCUCCCCCGCAAUGGGUCUCUAGCUUCAGUCUCCCUCGAUGUCCAACCCUCCAUUCCUCUGCCCAACGUGAACUUAAGCCUUGAUUGCCAAGUUGAUCAGAGGCUGAAAUCUCCCUGUGUCUCCGCAGAAAGAAGAGUGUCUAGAGAGUCUAACACGAACUAUAAUGGAUAUCCAGAGAAAUGUAGUGUUCCUCAUUGUCUGAUAAGCCCUCACACACCCCAGUCUGUAAUGGAGCCCAGGUUGAAUCCAGGUUUUUCAUCUGUGUCUGAUUCUAAUUCUUUGGGUGCAUGCCUAGUAAACUAUACCAUUGAAGAAAAUAAAACUUUGUCAUCACCUCCCCAUUUAACCCAGGCACUCGGGAUGUGGGCUCCAGUUGUUAGGGAAAGUCAACCUUUCCACCAGACCUCAAAUUUCUGGAGUUGUCUGCAAGACAAACCACCAAAACCAAACUCAAGCCUGAAAGGCUUAACUGGUCAGAAUGGUGAGGUUCGACUCACAACUCCUCAGCCGGAAGUUACCACUGCUUGGUUAGUUGGUCAGCCAAAGAGUUCAAUUGGAGAAUACUCUGUAUGGUUGAGGAUAACAACAAGAAUAAGUGAACAGAAUAGAUGGCAUCCCAAGACAGUGGAAAAUGAUAACUCCUGCCUUAUUUCACAUCUCACUGGCCUACUGAGACCUGAAUUCAAUACAAACAAAAAUCAUUCUGUAAACCAGACCUCAAGCCUAACAUCAGUCCCUAGACACUGUCAAAAUGCAAGAGUGCUGUCAGCACCAUCUCUGUCUGCCUCAAACUUAGAGUGGAAAUCAGAACCACCUUUUGGAACUCCAAACCACAUGAGAUCAACAAAGUGUGAUGACUUUGUUGAGAUACCACUUGAUGAAAUAUUCCCUCCCAAUCCGAAAACGAUUCCUGAAAAGAAGGCGUGGUCAGGAUUCUCAGAGCCAAUGUUGGAACUCUGGACCAAGAUUUUGCCAUCAAUCUUUGAUUGUUUCCAUGUCCCAGUAAUGGACAAACUCCGAGCUCCUGUCAAGAAGAACCUGACAACAGCCUCUAGUCACACUCUGAACGUCAAAGUUGAAUCAGAAACCCCAGGCACGGGGACUGGAUUGGAUACUGGACAUGUUUGGGGGAAGAUUCUGAAGGUUUCUAGAUCCAGCCAUGAGCCAUUACCUUGGGGAAAAGCUGUUGCUGAUCUACUCAUCAAGAAAUGUUUAAACCAACUGAGAUUCUUAAAGAUGACCAGUCCACUUCUAUCAGAAGAACAGAGUGGGAUGGCCAGCUACCAACUGUGAAGACAUCAAUGACCUGUAAAGACCAAUACAGAGCAAAAGGCACAAUUUCUGUCAACAAGGACCUGUUAAUGUCCAUUCCUGGACGAUUUAACAGACCAGAGCAGUUAUUUAAGCCUUUCAUAGCCAAUCUUCCCUUCCCUGAGUAGUAAUUCAGUCUAAUUUGAAAUGAGACCCUUCCAUUGGCCCUCUCACCUGACCCAGUGGAGUCUCAGCUUCAACAUCAGAGCUUCAACAUCAGAGCUCCAGCACCAAGCAUGAGGAGGAACUGCAAUUGACUGGAUCCUGAAUGUAUCCCAGAGCAAGUUUAUUUUCCAGGCUUCUUCAAAAUAGUCUUUGACUUUUGUAGAUUUUCCCACCUCCUCCACCGCUGUAAAACAACCCAUUUCAUUGGAAAUUUCAGAGAAAUAAUAAACAAUGUUCGUUGUGAAUAUGUUUGACAUCGUAGAUGGGGGGAGUUUCUAGUGAUGAAUUAAGACAACAAAAGUAGCCAACUGCAGUCAAGUUGAUUGUCAUGCUGACUUUCUGCAUGCAUACUCAGUAUAAAUGCGUUGGGCUUCAGAACGUGAAAAUCAGCAUGUCACUGUCCAAUUCUUUAAAUUUCUGAAACUGUACAAUAUUUCUUUUUUGUAGUGGUGGGGGGUGGGGCUUCACAUUGCCAGAUUCUCAAUGGGCUUUGACUUUUGAAUGCUUCCUUGGGAUGCAAAUGUAGCUGCUUUGGCCAACAUUUAUUGUCCAACCCUAAUUGCCCCUUGAGAAGAGGGGUGGUCAGCAACUUUCAUGAAUGACUGUAGUUCAUCCGGCGUAGGUCCAUACACAAUGCUGACAGAAAGGAUCCCCAAGUAGGCAAUGAGUCCUUAACCAGUUUUACAUUUUGAAACUAGUCCUCAUUUUGUUCAGAAAAGCUGCUAUGCUCCAGGGCUGGAGAAUCAGGCACCCCAGGCAAACUUGAGCCUCAUGCUCCCUGCCAACAAAAAGCUUUUGAAAUCAAGUCUGCAUUACAAUGAAAAAAAUCUAAUCUGCAAUUAUAAUUGGAGAUUAUGAUUGACAAGAUGGGACACAAAGUGUUCCUGCAACAAUUACUGAGGGAAUCUGUGCACAAUUAUGCCCACACAAUGGGUUAAAUUAUGUUUUUUUUAAUAUUAGGCACUGGUUUGCAGUUUCCGAGUAGUCAUGUAGGUGAUUUACAGAUUUGUAAAACUCUCAUAGACAGAAUGAGGAAUACAGUAAGACAUUUUGGGAAAGACUACAAAAUAAAGACUACAUGAUCUGU